This is a messenger RNA of Tyto alba (common barn owl), 10356 nucleotides long. It is a transcript of the gene TFDP2, whose product is annotated as transcription factor Dp-2. Gene Ontology annotation, molecular function: DNA-binding transcription factor activity, RNA polymerase II-specific; RNA polymerase II transcription regulatory region sequence-specific DNA binding. Gene Ontology annotation, cellular component: transcription regulator complex; nucleus. The transcript is spliced from 11 exons. Gene Ontology annotation, biological process: regulation of cell cycle; regulation of transcription by RNA polymerase II. NCBI's taxonomy places the organism in Eukaryota, Metazoa, Chordata, Aves, Strigiformes, Tytonidae. The coding region runs from base 1409 to 2569 and encodes 386 amino acids. The record is from RefSeq and is a predicted model, not a curated record.
GCCCCCGGGGAACAAAGGCGGGCGGGGGCCGCCAUCGCCCUCAGCCCGCCCGGGCCCACCCGGGGACCCCCCAGCUCUGCCUUGCCUGGUUAUAACUGCGGGCGGCGGCCCUUGGCGGGGCGGGAGCGGCGGUGUGAGCGCUCUGAAGCGUCGCGGAGGGACGAGCGGAGGGCGAGCUCCUGCCAGACCCCGGGUAGCGGGAGCGGAGAGCUCCGCCAGCGCUCUGGGGAACGAGCGCUUGAAAUGCCCCGAGUGUGCGUGGUGGGGCGGAGGGGUGCGCUGCCGUUCCAGGGGAACCCCGGCAGGCUGGAGAAAUUAAUCACGGCGGGGGAACGGCCCCUGCACCAGUACGGGCUCUGCAGGAAGGGACUCGGGGUGCCCGUGGGGAGCAGUGGGCCCUUGCCGCGAGGAAGGGUGAGGGUAUCCUGGGCUGCGUGGGGAGGAGUGUUGGCAGCAGGGCGAGGGAGGUGACCCAUCCCCUCCACUCAGCACUGGCGAGGCCGCUGUUGGGGUCUUGGGACCAGUUGCAGGGUUCCCCAGUGAGAGAUACAGACACAGCAGGGAGAGUCCAGGCAAGUCCGUUCAGAUCAUGAAGAGUGUGGACCGUCUCUCACAUAAAGAAAGGCUGAGAGAGCUGGGACUGUAGUCUGGAGAAGAGAAGGCUCAGGGGAGAACUUACUAAUGUAUAUAAAUACCUGAAGGGAGGGUGCAUGGAGGAUGGAGCCAGAGUCUUCUCAGUGGUGCCCAGUGACGGGACCAGAGGCGUGGGCACAGACACAGGAGGUUUUCUGUGAGCAUCAGGAUCCACUUUUUUUACUGUGAGGGUGACCGAGCACUGACGCAGGUUGCCCAGAGAGGCUGUGGAGCCUCCAUCCUUGGAGAUAUUCAGAAGCCGUCUGGACGUGGUCCUGGGCAGCCUGCUCUGGCUGACCCAGUUUGAGCGGGAGGGCUGAACAAGAUGACCUCCAGAGGUCCCUCCCAACUGCUCUGUGAUUCUGUCUUCAGGUUCUUGUAACUUUGCUUGUUAAGUACAUAUUUUAGCAAGAAUAGUUAGUUUAUGUUUGGGGGAGAUAUAGAUCUGAGUUAAUGUUUUCAUAAGAAGUUGGGGGGGUUGAUCAAACUAUUACAGUUAAAAACAGCAACAUCAGUAGAAAGGAUCAGGAAUGCUUGUUUUGAGGAAAAAAAAAAUCUUACUGGGCUUUGAGCUAGGAAACUCCCAAUGAGAAUUCAUUUCUAAAAAAAUCAAGAUGUCUCCUGUAACAAGGUUUUUUCAUUCAGAGCUCACAGCUGCUGGUAGGAAUGAAGAGGUAAUAUUUCAAUAAUCACAUUACCAGUUCCCAGCACCAAUUCCCCAACUAAGAUUUUGCCAAAAACCUUAGGACCAAUCAAUGUGAAUGUUGGACCCCAAAUGAUCAUAAGCACAUCGCAAAGACUGACCAAUUCAGGGAGUGUUCUGAUUGGGGGUCCAUACAACCCAGCUCCAACAAUGGUCACACAGACACACAUAACGGAAGCUUCUGGCUGGGUCCCAGGGGACAGAAAACGGACUCGAGAAUUUAUAGAAUCAGAUUUUUCAGAAAGUAAGAGAAGCAGAAAAGGAGAUAAAAAUGGGAAGGGUCUGAGGCAUUUUUCAAUGAAAGUAUGUGAAAAAGUUCAACGUAAAGGAACAACUUCAUACAAUGAAGUUGCUGAUGAGCUGGUAUCAGAAUUCACAAAUUCUAACAGCCACCUAGCUACAGAUUCGCAGGCUUAUGAUCAGAAAAAUAUUAGACGGAGAGUUUAUGAUGCCCUUAAUGUCCUGAUGGCAAUGAAUAUAAUUUCAAAGGAGAAGAAGGAAAUCAGAUGGAUCGGCCUUCCUACAAAUUCAGCUCAGGAAUGUCAGAAUCUAGAGAUAGAAAAGCAGAAGCGAAUUGAAAGGAUAAAACAGAAGCGAGCCCAACUACAAGAACUGCUGCUGCAGCAAAUAGCAUUCAAAAACUUGGUGCAAAGAAAUCAGCAAAACGAACAACAAAAUCAAGGCCCCCCAGCUUUGAACUCAACGAUACAGCUGCCUUUCCUAAUAGUCAACACUAGCAAAAGAACUGUUAUAGACUGCAGCAUAUCAAGUGAUAAAUUCGAGUAUCUCUUUAAUUUCGAUAACACUUUUGAGAUUCAUGACGACAGUGAGGUGCUGAAGAGAAUGGGAAUGUCCUUUGGGCUUGAGGCAGGCAAAUGCUCUGCUGAGGACCUAAGAACUGCAAAAUCCCUGGUGCCAAAAGCUUUAGAAGGCUACAUCACAGAUAUGUCUGCAGGAUUUUCAUGGAUAAACCAAGGGUUACUUUCAAGUUCAGCACAAGCAGUUUCACAUUUAGAGGUAGCAGGAGGCACUUCUGAUGCUAAAUCAAGUGAGAAGCCAGGGUUGUGUUUGGAUGCUGAAGUGGCCUUAGCAACCGGGCAGUUUCUUGCCCCUAGCAGUCAACAGUCCAGCAGUGCAACAUCGCGCUACUCCGAAUCACGGGGAGAAACUCCAUGCUCAUUCAAUGAUGAAGAUGAAGAGGAUGAAGAUGACGACUCUUCCUCCCCAGAAUAAGGACAGUAGAAAAUGGAAUAUAUGAAAUGCUGCUCAUAAAUAUUCUUAAUUGGGAGCUCCUGUUUGGAUUUUACUUAACUUUCUUGCCUUGGUUUGCACUGUGUUCAGUGAAGCAAAAUGGAAGCUUCAAAACAAAUUCAUCCACAGCUGAAAUUGAAAACUUUUUGUAACUGAGCAGAGUGACAUGCAGACACAAAGCGAAGUGGUUUUUAUCAACUAUAACCAAGGAAAAGAACAAAGUCCCUGGAGAUUUAGCAAAAUAAACAUCAAGUUCAUAUUUUCCAUUUUGAGACAUUCUGUCACAAGUCUGUCUUCCCCUUAUCUUUACCAGAUGGAGAAGAAAACAGUCAGUCAACAAAUGCCAAUUCUUGCAUUGCCUCUUGGCUGUGCUACCUUUAGAAAAAGGGGGAGAGAGAGCACGCGCAAACGCGCUAAAAUAGCUAUUUAAAACUAUCUUAUAUGAAAAUUGUUCUAGGGAAAAGGGGCUGUUAGAAUGUUUGCUUUUUUCUGUUCAACUUGCUGUAUAGAAGAUUCUUAAAGUAAUAUAAAUUGCAAGUGAUUAAAUGAAUCUUGAAAUAGUUUAAAUCCAUUUUAGAUACUCCAAAAGUAACAAUGUCUCUUUUGAAGGUUCAUAUGUUCAUUUAUACUGCAGACCUAAUUUAUUAUAAAUAAGUGAUUAUUCUUAGACAUUAUUAAACAGUCAGCAGUAUUCUCUGCACCAACUGUUUUCAAGGAAAAAGAAGUUUUAAAAUUGUAUUUCUAGAUUAUAGUGUAUCAAGUAUAGCUUCUCUUUUACUGUUCUAACUUUAUAAUCCCUUUAAUUUUAUAGCAUGUGUUGGUUUGGGUUUUGUUUUGUUUUGUUUUGUUUUUUCCAAAAAGGCCUCUAUGUUAAGGCAGCAUGUUUUCAAAUUCAGGGUGGGCAGGUCACAUAACUUUUAAAGUCAGAGGUUGAAGUUCUUAGGGAAAAAAAAAAAAAAAAAAAAACACACAACACAUUUCAACAAUACAUCAUUUAAUGUUUUACCUUCUAGUCAGCCUGGACUUUCUUAGAGUGAAAUUCUGUUGCACUCACCUUGAUGCGCCUUUGAAAAAGAGCGGUAUAGAGCCACUUCUUAAGAUAAUUUGUGGCUAAAAUUACACAACAUGACUCCCCUUUUAACUAUUAGACUUGCAACAGGAGGCUCUGUGUUCUAUAGUUAACAUCACACCCAAUCACAAAGACCUUUUUAAAAAAAAAAAAAAAAACUCAAAUAACAGUGCGAAAUACACUGUAGAUGUACUUUUCCCACGGUGUUGUAACAUCCAGUAUUUUAAUUAGUCUCAAAGUUAACUUUUUAAUUAGGUAAAUCAAAUUUAAAACAGUGUCACUUCUUUUUUGUUUUUAUACUGUAUGUAAAUAGUUGAGCUGUUUCUAAGUACCAGUGUUACUAGCUGUCUGAGCCUAAUGAUGUUGGCUCUGUUAUUUGGUUACGAGAUCCAGCAGCUUGUGAGUCCGUUCUUUGCUGGCGCAGCAGCAGCAGGCUGCAUCCCUUGGCUGCCAUGGCCACUGCCCUACCACCCGGGGGGGUAUCUCCACAUGAUCUUUUACAGACAAACCUACACCCAAGCCAGCAAGAUCCAAAAGCACCAAGGCUGAGCUAGUGAGAUAAACUGAGGCUCCAGCUAAAAAAGCUCCUUGGCUGUUGGGCAGAAGUCAACACACAACUGGCUACAUACAGGACAGGUAAAACUGCCAGGAGUAUUACAAGCACACCUGCAUGUUUGCAUUACAAAUUUAGAAACUUUUCACAGAUAGUCAAAACUCCUGCAUCUGAAGUACAGUUAGGGCAGCACCAUUACUUAAGUGUAGCUCUUGACUGAGUAAGUAGAGAUACCUAGCUUACACAAAUGAGUUGCAAGUGCACAAAUUAAAAGAAUUCUUAUAUGUCUACCAUGUCACUCAUGCUCUGGGCAAGACUGUUAAGACUGUCCUGUGCUCAUGGCUCACAGGCAACAGCAGACUGAGGGAUUCACACCACCUCACUUCAACCAAAUCUGUACCACUACCUCUGUAUGAAGAAAAGCUUUACAAAUACAAAAUAAUAUCCUUGCUGAGGGAGUCAGUGCACUUGAUUCAAGUGGCUCACUUUUGAAAUAAGAGAAGGUAACAGAUACUCCAAGCAUAUUACUAUGGAAUUGCCAGCUUCAUGAAUGACAUUUAAUUUAAACAGUUGCUUUUAUUAUUAAAAGAACAUUGUUUUUUGUGGCUUUUUAAAAAGCAAAACCAAAACUGUCCUGUCAGUCAGCUGUCAUUGGAGAGGGCUGACCAAAGAUACCCAAUAUAUGUAGGAUCCUAAGGAACUCCUAAAGAGGCGAACAUUUUCUAAAGUUAUUAUUCAUUAUUCCCCCAUCCCUAAUACAUUAGGGGCACAUUUAACUUUACACUUUCUUCACAUUUCCCACUCAAGAUCUGUGUAAAAAGAAAAAACAGCAAAACACUAAAACAACUGCUAAAGAGGAGCACUUUGAACUAUAAGAACCUGGCAAAAAAAGGCUCUGUACCCAGAAAUGGAAUGCAUUUUAUUAGCAGUCAGCAUGCUUUCUGCUUUAGAGGAGGAAGAUCUUCACUGAUACCUUCCUUCCAUUGAUGUCUAUGUCCUUCAAAGCAGCAGACUGCGCAACUACUUGCUUUCUGGCAAACUUCAAGCUAUCAACUUUUUUAAAAAAAUAUAAAAAUCUAGGAGCAGAUAACAUUUGUUUAGACAGUUGAACCUAAUAGUUAUUUUUCCUGAAUUAGUUGAAUACAAGAGACAAAACAAGUUAGAACAUCUAGAAGAGACUUCAGAAGAAAAUUCUUUCCUUGGGAUUCUUUGUGCCAAGUUCCAGUUGAGGAUGAAGUUCAACUAAAGCACUGUGGUCUUGUGGUUACACUGAAGUCUGGGAACUAGGAGAAUUUUGGGCCUUAUCCAGCCAUAGUCACUCCUGUCUGAUCUCAGGCAAGCCUUCUAAUCAUUCUUGUUGAUCUUAGCUGACUUUAAAAACCACAAAAAAAAAAACAAAAUCAGGUAAAUGCAGGACCUCACAAAAUGCCACGGUUGCAUCUGAAUUGAGCUCUGAGCAAUUAUGAGAAACAAGGGAGACUGAGAAUAUUAAGCAACCACACAGCUCCCACUACGGUAAUGGCCAUAGCUGUGCUCAGUCACUUCAACAUGCAGGCCUUCCCUCCCUCCCAAAGCCAGCAGCAGACACCUUCCAGAACAAAAUGGUCAUUUGCAAGAUUGGUUUUCCCAUUUUCUGUUCAGUUAACAUCAUCCUCUCCUGUCUCGUGCAAUACUCUUGACAUUUAUUGGUAUGAAACAAGUCUGGUACUAGAUGCUAUUUCUUAUAAAACAAAGUUAACAUGUAAAUUUUCAUGUGUGACAUGUUUCUGUGUCUUGGAACACUAUUUGUUGGUGAUACACCCAGAGGCACUUGGCUGCAAGCAACGUAAUUCUGUGUGUAAAUCAUUUUUUAAUAUAUUGCAGUAAACAGCUUUAUUUCUACACUUACUUUAUGGUGCUUGAAAAAAAAAAAAAUCCAAAUUUGACUAAGAAAAACUUGUCAGCACCACAAAUUAGAUGAGUAGAAGACAGCUUUUUUCUAUUAUGGAGAAAGCUGACAUAAUGUUUGUGGAGUCUUCCUUUUAAAUCAGAUUAAGGUGUGCCAGUCUUCUCGUUUCAACACUGGAAUUACCAGCAACAAGCCACCUAAUCUAAGUGUGUAUAUUUGCGUAAAGACUAAAGCAAAUGAUACCAGUUUAACUGAAGGUAUGAGUUUAACUAACUUCAUUAAACCUAGUACAAGCCACACUGUAGAUAUUUCCAUUUUGGUUAAAGGUUUUGUUUAGUUUUUUUUUUUUAUAUAUAUACUAUAGCUUGCAAAUACUCCUAAUCCUUUUGAGCUGCUGGAAGUUGCUAAUUACACAGAAUACCCACAGAAGGACCUGUGCUGAUCAACUAAGUAAUAUUAUAUAAACAGACUUAACCAAAUUUUAAUCCUUUUUUUUUUUUCUUAUAAGAAAAACAGAACCUUCAAAUUCAUGCAUAACAAUGAUGCCUGAAUUUAAAAUUCCACAGUUAAGGUUUUAAAUGUCAAGUGCUCUUUCUUCUGACCAUAUCCACCAUUUUAAUUCAAGAGCAAUGCUGAAACUUAAUCACAUCUGAACACUGGGCAAUACUAAUUUUUAUAAUUAAAUGGCUCUUGUCAGCUGAAAAUAAUCCAAGCAGUUUAUCAAGACGACUUUCUUUUUAGUGAUCUUAAGAUGUUUGGGGUUUGGAUUAAUUUAAAAACAAAGCUAGUAGCCACAGGGUGUAGUAUAUAGUAAACAAACCAAAACAAGUUAUCUUCCAGCUGGCCCAGCUCACUUAUAGCUUUUCAUUACAAGAGUCUCUCAGGAACAAGUAUUUUAAAUAACCAGAUAUAAUGAAGCUGGGAAAAGACUAUAUGAGCUUUUUAAAUUUUUGAUGUAAAAAAUUCUAGUAAUAGUCAUGCUUUGAGGUUACAUCCUUCUGCCUACUACAAGCUCAAUUAAUUUUAAAGACAGAAAUGCUGCAGCUGAGUUGCUCUAAGGCCUGGUAUAUUUUACAGCUGAAGGUGUCUCAACCUUCAGCACUGGGAAAUGGUGCCUCUUACAGCAUUACUGAUGAACAAAGAAGCAGUUAAGGACUGUCAGCCUGUUCACUGAGUUUUCAGGUUUUAAAAUACGCCAUUUCUCCAAUUCUGACCUGUGUCUAGAAGUACUAUGCCAAUAAAUCAUUCGUAAUGUCUGAUUAUCACACGCCUAUCCUUGCAAGCAUAUUAAUGGCUCUAAAUACUUAAUUUUCUGCUGGAAGGUGUUCACAUAACCAAAUCCUGAUACCAUGAAACUUCCUGACACUCUCAUUCCUUAGACUUAACCAAGUUCCCAAAGAGGAUUCUCUCCUAUUUAGCUGUUAGAAUUCAGUCUGGUGAGUGUUUUUAAGAGGCUCUGAGCAACUGUUCUCCCUGCACCAAGGUAUACUACCAGAAAAUCCCCACAACCAACAUUACUCCCAGUUGUUCAUUCCCUCUGCUAAAUACUACCAUCAAGUCACUGCCAGGCCGCUCAUACCAGUCCUUCCUCGCUUGUUCCAUCUCAUUACCUGAGCUCGCAUCCACGGAUCGCUGACCCCACUGGUGCUGGCAGCUGGGUGAGGGACUGCACAUAAAAGCAAUCCGACAGUAACAACUGAAGGGGCUGUUUAGUGCAGCUGUUUAGAGAGUGCAUAUUCAUUCUACAUCUUUAAUACUCCUACCUUGCUUGGCCUACCCCAAAGAUCAGCCAAAACAAAAAUGUUUUCUUGCUGCUUACAUCUCUUUGACAGUACCCAAGAAUCCAACAUUUAGGAUAGUCGCCUAACCUGCAGGACACCAAAAAUCCUUGCUCAAAAUUGGGCAAAAGAAACAUCUGAGAUCUAACCAUCCAAAUCCAGGAGAAAGCCUCCUGCUUUGGAACAACAUGCAACAAGUGAAUUGCUUAAUUUUUCCUUUCUCUAGUAAGAAAAGCAGGCUGACCAGGGUCAGAUCAGUGACUAGAAGGGCCGUGGUAAUUCCAAGCAGAUACAGGAACCUCCCAGUUGCCCAGACUUGCAUCUCUUCUUGGUAUUGGCUAGAGUAAGUGGCAACCACUUAAUCUUGACUUCUCUAAAUGCUGUUUUUAAAUACUUAACACUCUCCAGGCAUAGGCACUUUAGAUAUAUUAACACCAUGGGAUAGAAGGAUACAGCUAUAUAAAAUUUAAAUCCAGUUGUAGAUGUCAAUCAAACUCGUCUAUCUAUGCAGUAUAUAGGAAACUUUCUCCAAGACAAAAUGAAUCUUUAACAGUGACUUGUAUUUAGUCUAUUCUUAUCCAGGCUGAGUGAAACAGAGAAAUUAAUCUCUGUCACUGUCUGGUUCUUGUGCCUUCAACAAAGCAGGAAUGGCACAUCCAUCAGACCAAAGCAGUCAAAGAGGAAAAAAACCAAACACAUAUCCAUAGUGCUUCCCACUGACAAUUAUACUGAACAGCCACAAAAGUUAAAACAUUGACCGGAGAAGGUUAAGUCCACAAAAUCAGUCUCCUGCUUUUUUGGCGGGUUUGUUAAAUCUCUAAUGUAACUUUAACAAUUAGUAGAUUUGGUUGCACUAGUGCAGGGAUUAAGUGGGCCUCCCAGAAUUUCCCUAGGAAAACACCAGCUGAAUCACAACCCAUCAUACAAGUUUCUCACACAUUCCCUCAUCUCUGAAGCCAGGCUGUAUAUAUGAAAAGUACUUCAGAGAAGUACAUGCAAAUGUUAUGACACUGUAUCUCACAAGUACCUACUGUGAAAGAAUUUCUCCUACUUUGAACGAACCUGUAAGAUCUAGGAUCCGAAUUCAUCCUCAUUCCUCAGGUCCUGACUAAAUAAUGCCCUGGGACCAAGGCCCCAACCUUUGUAUCUGCACAGCCUACACUGCGUCAGGAGUAACUAGACAGCAAGUACAGGCACAGUUUUUACAACGGUACGUGUCUGGGGGCACUUUUGAGAUGAUCUGGCAACAGAUCAAUCCCUUGUCAGUGAGUUAAUGCUGACAUACACACCGACACGUGUUACGGAGCCGCUGCAACAUGCAGGAAGAGGUAAAAGAGGCAGGGCCAUCCGACCCCCCCAUUACAGUAGCACUUUUUAACAUCUACUAUAUUCUGCAUGGAAGCAAGUUGUAGAGACACUUCCUUUUUAUGUGUAAAAUGCAGAAACCACUUGAAAGUCCAUUAACUUUUAAAUUAAGACUUUUUUUUUUCUUGUUUUUCUUCUUUUUAAGAACAAAGCUGUUUUAUGACUUCUUUCAAUGCUGAACUCAAAGAAGGGUUUGUAAACAUGGUGGGUGGGAAAAAAAAAACACUGACAAAUCCAGUUUAUAAGGAUGCUAACUAUAUGGGAUUUUAAGUUUUAAUUAAAUUUUUAAUCCACUUGUCUUAUUCUCUCCCUCCCCCAACAUAUGUACCGGCAUAAAGUGUCACACAAACACUUUGGCAGAAAUUUUUCUCCCUUUUCUUGUGCUAAACUCCUGUGUCUUCAUGAAAGUCCAAAUUGCCCAUUCAUCUUUUAAAUAAUUUGCUGCAUAUUUUUGAAUUAUCCCUAUAUUUCCUCCUUUCCAAGUAACUUUAAAUUAUAAUCUAAAUUUUUAUUUUUGCAGGAAGACUGCUAUUAAGCUAUGUUGAUUUUUUUGUCCUUAUCAAAUAGUGUUAAUUUCUACUACCACAUUGUACAUGGCUAGAAGUAGUGUAAAAAAUAAUGUGGUAGUAUUAUAUGUCCUUUAAACACUGACAAAGAUAUAAAGAAAAAUGCAUAUACAAAGUUUUACUUUCCUAAUAGGAACACUGGCAUUAGCAAAUAGUAUAUUUCAACCAAUAGGAAAUAUUACUUUGUAGUAGCAAAUACUUUGUAAAUAAAGACUUGUUAUUUUUUUAAUGGAAAUUUUAUAGAAGAAGCUAUUUCUCUAUACUCGAUCCCAUGUUUACUGAAAUUGCUGCAAGUGGGAACUGUACAUUGCAAAAUGGGGGUGGGGAGCAGACAAGUCUGACUGAAGGGAGAACUACGUUCACUUUGGAGAAAAACAUCCAGUUGUCUGUGAACUAGAUCAUAAAGCUUAACUGUAGAAGAACCGAAUAAAAGAAUUUCAUGGCAACAGGAUUAGGCUUGUUUUUGAGAAAAAACAUUGUGGAAAAAACGUUGCUCAAGGUUGGCAGUAUAUGUACCUCAUUUUAAUUAAAAAACAAAACUAUUUUACAA